GGCAUCCUGCUUCCCGUCGCGCCUUGCGACAGAACCUCUUUGUCUCGCGGAGUCUGCUGGGACUUGUAGGCGAGGCCUGGCUGCCGGUCGACCUCUCUGCUUCUCCUCCGCUCUGCCCUUGGCUUCGCCAUGUUCCCGGUCGGCCGCUUUCUUGCCCGCGCUUUGGUGUUGGGGUCCCGAUCGCCGUCCCGGCAUUAUGCCGAAGCUGCUGCUGCUGCCGGGCCUGCACAGUUGGCCUUCACCUUCGCCUCGCCCUCUCAGGUUUUCUACAAUGCUGCCAUUGUGAAACAAGUGGAUGUUCCCACCUUAAGUGGCUCCUUUGGCAUCUUGGCUGCCCAUGUUCCUACCCUGCAAGUCCUGAGGCCUGGUGUUGUGACAGUCUUUGAUGAGGAUGGCUCCUCCCAAAAAUACUUUGUGAGCAGUGGUUCUGUCACCGUGCAUGCAGAUUCCUCUGUCCAGUUGUUAGCUGAAGAAGUGGCUUUAUUGGAUCAGCUCGAUGUUGUGGCAGCCAAGUCAAACUUAGACAAGGCCUUGUCAGAGCUUGCAUCGGCCACCGACGAGGCAGCAAAGGCAGAAGCGCAGAUCAGUGUGGAAGCCAACGAAGCAAUUGUGAAAGCUUUGGAGUGAGCAGGGAAAUCCCACCACUGUUGUGCAGAAGUGGCCUCCUUGAGCUCUGGACCUCUCCACAUCCUUCGCUCUCUUCUUUUGGUCUGUACGGAUGUUGUGGAUAAAGCUUGACAAUUAACUGCUACCAAUUAAAGCAGAAAGUUAGGCAAAAGGCCCCAUUUUA
Messenger RNA from Python bivittatus (Burmese python), 790 nucleotides. RefSeq names its product ATP synthase F1 subunit delta (gene ATP5F1D). The record is from RefSeq and is a predicted model, not a curated record. Gene Ontology annotation, molecular function: proton-transporting ATP synthase activity, rotational mechanism. Gene Ontology annotation, biological process: proton motive force-driven ATP synthesis. Lineage: Eukaryota; Metazoa; Chordata; Lepidosauria; Squamata; Pythonidae.